Jatropha curcas is the source of this 453-nucleotide messenger RNA. NCBI's taxonomy places the organism in Eukaryota, Viridiplantae, Streptophyta, Magnoliopsida, Malpighiales, Euphorbiaceae. The record is from RefSeq and is a predicted model, not a curated record.
UGGCAGGUACAUAUGUGUAAUAAGCUUGCUAGUCGGCACGUGCGAGUAGGUCUGGCAAAUCCCAGUGACGUUCCUUGCUGUGACAUAUGUGAAAAUGCACCUGCUUUCUUUUACUGUGAAGUAGAUGGAAGUUCGCUUUGUUUGCAAUGUGAUGUGAGCGUUCAUGUUGGAGGUAAAAGAACGCAUAGAAGAUUUCUUCUGCUAAGACAAAGAGUUGAGUUUCCAGGUGAUAGUACAGUAGCUGUAGACCCAAAUUUGCAAGCAGUAGAUGGAAGUGACGAGAUCAAGAAAGAACAAAAUCAGCACCAACAAUCUAAUAUGAAUCAGAUGACAAAGGGAGAGAAUCAACAAAAUCCUGGAAAUGCAAAGAUAGACAAUAAAAUGAUUGAUUUGAAUAUGAAGCCCCUUCGAUUUCAUGAACAAGCUCCAAACGAUCAGGUUAGCUAUUUGUAA